GCCUAUCGUCGUUAGAAAAUCACAUAUGUAUUUUAUAUAUGGAGUAUACACAGUAUAUUAUAUAUAUAUAUAUACGGUUUAUAGAUAGAUAUAUCUUAGUUUUUCUUCUCUAAAAGGGCUAUUGUUGUUGAAGCUACUUUGAUCAUUCGCCGAAACUAACUCUUCUUUGCAAGCUAGUGAAGCUGUCUCUUUUUGAAGGUACUCAUUUCAUUCGAUUUUAUAUAUAAAUAUAUUUGUAGGCGUUUUGACUAUGCUUUUUCUGCCACUGUAGACGUUAGAUCAAUCAUUUAUCAUAGAUCGAACUUAUUUUGAAAAAUGGUAUUGCUAAGUAGGUCUUAUCGCAAUUGAAAUUUGAAGACCUAACUCAAGGGAAAAACUUUGUUGACAAUGGUAGAGACUUGUACACUGUUUAGGUCAAUAGUUUUAGUGAUAAGGCGUAUUUUGUCUCUACUUUCCAAUUACUUUAAUUUCAUUUCUUUUGUAAAUCUAUGCAUUAUAUAAAUGUAUUAAUGGCAAAUAUAUUCUAAUUGAAAUUUGACAAGUAUUUAGAGAGAGGGAGGAUAGAAAAUUCUAAAACACAGAGCUAACAGAAGAAGAAGAAGAAGAAGAAGAAGAAAGGAAGAUACAUAUAGACAAUAACCAAAGGUUUAUUUCUAAGAUGGGCUCUUCAUUCUUAGAAGAAGAUCUUAAAGAUAUCAAAUGGAGUGAUCAACUAGCUAGACCUCAUGAUUUAAUAGGUUUAACCUGUCCAAUGUAUAUCUUGGUAGAGAAUGGAGGUGACGCUGAUUUAGGAUUAGAAAAAGGACAGAUAAUCCGGAUAGACAGCUGGGACAAGCAAAAGAGGAUAAUCAUUAAGGAUAAGCGUAACAGAUAUGUAUCAGUACCACGUGACUUUCCGAUGAAAUUUCUAGUUCGAAAUAUUCAAGAAAGCUCACUGAAGAAUAAUCGUCGAGCAUUAAAGCCAUGUCCCAGCACUAAGCUGUAUCAUAUAAUUAAAAGCUUUUUUACUGGUAAGCGACUAGAAGUUGAAUUUGACUAUUUCGAUCCCUGGAUUUUUCGGGUCGGUGGCGAACAAACAAAUAGUAGAGAUUAUGGUUCAAUUUACAUUGAAAAUUUGGAAACUCCAAACGGUUGUUUUGGACCUCUGGUUACAGAGCAUUUCCUGAAAGGAUUUUUUAUUUUAAAACAAAAUACCUUCUUAAACAUAUCAAAAUUUGCUAUUAUACCAACGACAACCAACAUUAUGUUAAAAGUGGCGGACGGUUUUGAAAACGACGAAAAUGGUCUUCGUUGGAGGUCGUUUUGUUCUACCCACUCGAAGACUUUAGCGAGGACGCUAAAGUCGGAUUGGUUUAAAUUACCUGGCACGUUAGAUAUUUUGUUGCCUCAUAUAUCAACACUUACGUCGAAUAGCCUAUACACUGACAACGACAAUACGGUAUUUGAUGAAAAUGGUAACAACGAAUCAACUUUAACAAGGAAUUCAAAUUAUGAUCAGAAAGUGUUCAAUUAUCAUGAAACUCAUAAUUAUCAUGAUAGAAAUAGGCAAAAUGUUCAUAACGACGAAGCGGCUAAUGAAUUAGCUGUUCUCACUAUCGAAAGCGAACGAAUUUGCGUAGACGAUACCGACGGUAGAAAUGUGGGAAAUGGACAAAUAAGAAAGAAUUUUCAGGCUGAAAUUCAUAAUACAAAAAGUUCCAAUUAUAAAAAUGUUGUAACUUCCUCUAAGGCCAAUGGAAUGAAUUCUAAAGAUGUUUAUAGGCCUACAACUGAUCGAGGAGUAAACACGGAAGAAAUGGCCAAUGAAAGUAAAAUGGGUAAAAUACAUACUUCGAACAUAGUUGUUGAGAAUAGGAUGGAAUCCGCAACAUUGCCGAGAUAUGUACAGAAGAAUAACGUUCCUCCUCUUCAAACCACUUAUGCUACUUUGCCUAAACAGCAAGUACUCGGCAUUCCUCAACAACAAUACCAAUAUCAAUCCAACCAAUACCUAGUUCAAUCACCUGCACAAUUAACACCAAGCCCGAGUCUGAAUACUCUAUAUGUACUGAAACCGAUUCAAAUAUUACAGAAUCCCGUACAAACGGUGCAGAUGGGCCCAUAUCAAUCUCCAGCACCCAUGCCUAUACCACUUUCUUCGCCAAAUCCGAGAGAGAAUGGGGCGGAGACUUUUAUUCAACACUCGACUCCAAGAGUGAAAGAAAUCGUAAAAAAAUCCUCUGGUUCUGGAACGAGACCCCGACGUUCGGAGAAAACAAGACGACAAUUGGAAGUAAAGCACGUGAAAACAAGUUCGAGAUUUGAUAGAGGGAAAGACGAGGUAGAUCGUCCGAGAAUUAUUCACCUAAGUGAAAGUAGUUCCAAAUUAGCAAGAUCUCCUCCUCCUCAACCUAAAGAUGAAUUACCCUCGCCUAUCUACGAUCCUAGACACGAGGCAGAUAUUGCGAGCGAUAGGAUAAAAAAGGCCGAGGAGAGAGUGGGCAAGGCAUAUAAACGGUUAGACUCAACUGGGUCAGUGAGGUCGUUGCGACAAGUGAUGACAAUGAAAUCUGAGAAAGAUUCUGAUAGUUUUGUGGACGCUGAUGAUCGGAAUAUUGAUUUUUAA
This is a messenger RNA of Dimorphilus gyrociliatus, 2605 nucleotides long. The record is from the annotation of a GenBank genome assembly. Lineage: Eukaryota; Metazoa; Annelida; Polychaeta; Dinophilidae.